ACCGUGUGGCUCCCAUCCGUCCUGUUGCUGUGAGAGAACCGCUGCCGCUGCUGCUGCUGCUGCUGCUGCUGCUCGGAUGGAUCGGAUGGGUUUUCUGACAUUGCCCUUUUUUUUUAAGACAUUGAACUAGUUUAUAGGUCUGAUAACGCUCUAUAUGGGCGACGUCUCUGUCACUGACGAGCGCGUCAGCUGCUUCUGUUCCGAGUUUAGAGCAGUUUGGGGAUCCCGUCCCAGUGAGCGCCGCCCCCGACAGGUGCGCACAGUGCGCAGCGAGGAUGGGCAGACGUGAGGCAGACAGCAGAGGCGCAAUGAACACCGGCGACCGCUCCGAGCUCGGCUGUCUGCAGGACGCGGCAUCCGGCGGCCGCCGUGCCGGCGAGGAGUCCCCGAGGCCGGACAGCCGGCAGAGGGACCCAGAGAUGGAGGCGGCGGGCCGUGCGGCGGCGGCCACGGCGCCGAUGGAAGUGAAGAAGCACCUGCACAAACACAACUUGAAACACCGCUAUGAAGUGAUGGAGACUCUGGGGAAAGGCACCUACGGCAAAGUGAAGAAGGCGGUAGAGAGAGCAAGCCUGAAGACGGUGGCAAUUAAGUCGAUCCGUAAGGAGCGCAUCACUGACGACCUGGACAAAAUUCACAUCCAGAGAGAGAUCGAGAUCACCUCCUCGCUCAGGCACUCCAACAUUAUACGCUUCCACGAGGUGUUUGAGAGCCGGGAUAAGAUUGUGAUAGUGAUGGAGUACGCCAGCAGAGGAGAGCUGUACGAUUACAUCCAGGAGAGGAGGAGAUUGCCAGAAACAGAAGCCAGAAGCAUCUUCAGACAAAUUACAUCUGCUGUCCACUACUGCCACAAGAAUGCCGUUGUGCAUCGAGACCUUAAACUGGAGAACAUCCUUUUAGAUCAAGAUUUGAAUGUGAAGCUGGCUGACUUUGGCCUUUCCAAUCAUUUCCAGAGGGACACUCUGCUGCAGACCUACUGUGGAAGUCCACUCUAUGCUGCCCCAGAGAUAGUGAAAGGACUUCCAUACCAGGGGCCAGAGGUGGACUGCUGGGCGCUGGGGGUGCUGCUCUAUGCGCUAGUGUACAGCAGCAUGCCGUUUGAUGGGGCUAGUCUCACCACUCUCACUGAGCAGAUCAGCCAAGGUCGCUACCACAGACCCAACCCCCCCUCAGACGCCUGCGCUCUUAUCGACUGGUUGUUGACGGUGCGUGUGGAUGAGAGAGCCACGAUAGAGGAUGUAGCCAACCACUGGUGGGUGAACUGGGGUUAUGAAGAGAGUGUGUGUGACUGCCCUUCAUCUCCACACCAAGAAUGCCCCUCCCCCCUGCUGGCUCGCUACAUCGACUGGCAGAAUCGGGUUGCUGCUGCCAGCAACAUGACUGUUGACCCAGGGUGCCUAUCCUCAGACUCCUCCUGUCCAACUCAGCGCUCUCAUCACCCCUUUUACUUCAGUUUACCUCUGAAGAGCGACCGUGGAGGAGGAGGAGGUGGUGGAGGAAGAGCACGUGGAGGAAUUUCAAGCCUCAGGAAGUCACGCAAGGAGAAUGCUAUUCCCCAGACUGCACAGGGAGCAUGUGCUAAUGUUUGUGCAACAGCUACCUCCUCUGCUGUGAUUUCCUCCACUUCCACUAUUGAGAGAAAGAAACCUAAAGGUAUUCUGAAACCUCAGAGGAGCUUUGACUCAGUUUUUCACAGCCCUCCUAAAGAAAACUCUCCCUCCCAACAAUGUAGCACUUCUCCCCAGCCUUAUCAAACACAUGCUGAUGUCCUUUCAACCAACCUGCCGUCUCCCUCUACAUUCAGUCAGCCCUCAUCUAAAAUGCCUAAGAAGGGGAUACUUAAGAACUUGUAUGGAGGGGAAUCAGGUUAUGGCUCAUCCUCAGAUAGAAGGGGCUCUGGAGCAGGAGUUAACGAGAGUAAUGCAGGUGAUUUGUGCUCCUACAAACAGCACAGUUGUCUCCCAGCAGCUGAAGGUAGUCCCACCAUGCGCACAGAGGCAGUAAGAAGAAGGAAGGGUAUUCUGAAACGUAAUGGGAAGUUUUCUCGCAGUCUGGAUCUUCCUGAUGGCCACCACUCAUCUCCCUCUUCAGCCCCUGCGAUGUUCCCCGAGGCUCUGCAACAGCUCCUCCAGGCCACAGGGGGCGUCGAGGGCCGCCGUAGCCGCCCUUCAAGUGUGGUGAGCGAGGACAGCCUCUUCUCUUCCGAUUCCUUCGACCUGCUGGACCUCAGCGCCCAGUCGCGUCGCAGGAUUUUCUCCCGGAGGAUGCAGCACAGCGCCUGCAGCUCUGAGGAAGACCUGGAGCCGCUGAGAGCUGAGGCAGACAGGGUUGGUGAAGACAGAGAAGGACAGAAGGAAAUGCUAACAUAAGCCCAAAGACUGAUGGAGACAUUAGUGUGGUGAAGAAUUGGGUUGAACACCAGUUGUUGAAUUCACUUUUUGGUGAUAAUCAUUGCAUGCCACCCUGAGUAGACUUACUGAACUCUGGAAAGGUUGCAUCUCGAGUACGCGGACUCUCCUGAGCAUUGUACUGUCAAUGUAGAGCACCAUGUCUUGGCAUAUUUGUCUGUAAUGAAUGAAAAUUUGUCAAUUUAAUUGUACUCUGGAUGUGAGGCAACACAGAGAGUGACAAGACAUUAAGUGGCACCUAAAGGGGAUCCAAAAUCUGCCGAAUUGUAGAGAUCGCACACCUGAAUGUGGCAGGAUGGCCAUUCAGUCUAUUUAGGGAACUUACUCUAACCUCACCUGCAGAACAAAUCUUCUUUUUAGAUUUUACAGCAGAUAUCUGUUCAGAUGAGCUUUUGAAAAUGUGUGUCUGGACGCUGUAAUCUGGUAAAGUCAGCACUGCGGGUUUUGGGAACUGAUGAGAGUAUAACCAAGUGCCAUCUUGGAUAUGUGAAUCGACAUAUACUAAGUGUGCCAGUAGUGACAACAAACUGUCAAGACAUAUAGACAGCUCUAUUGUGAGGAAACAUUCUGCUAAACUAAACUGUUGUGAUACUUCUAACUCUAACACAUUACCCUGUUUAGCAUUUAUAAGUGCUAUAUGAACAUGUAAUAAAUAGUUUUUAACUGAAAUGUAUUUGUAAGCAGAUAUAAAGAAAUAUUAAGUGUUUUUGUCAACAAUUAUAACCUCUCCUAUGAAGACACAUUAUAUAUCAUUACCAUCGUCUUUUACUAUAUUGCCAUCCAUUAUCAGUUUAGCCACCGAUUGGUGCCCACAGGAGGAGGUAUAGUUGUUGUUAACAGACACUUACAUCUGCGUACAACUACAUUAUAGUGUGUCAUAAACCAUUUAUCAAAUGUUAAUAUAUGGCAAAUAAAUGUUAAUAGAAGGGGUUAAAGUACAGUGUUACCUAUCCAACCACAUGUUACUGAGUAUAUUUGUACUACACAGUAUUACACUGUGCACAAUUUGCUCCUUUGCACCAAAAGACGCAGUAUGAACAGCGGAUGGAUCACAUUGCUUUUUAACGUGAAACCACCAUCACUGCUGUGGACGUCUAAACAUUUGAUGUAUGCAGUAGUUGUAAACAAGUUUAAAUCUGUAAUUUUCAUACUGUGAGAAAAGAACUCUGUUCAUUUUGUUCAAGCAUUUCUUUUUUUCUUUUUUUUCUUGGAAAAAAUAAAUU
This is a messenger RNA of Xiphias gladius (swordfish), 3631 nucleotides long. Its product is annotated as NUAK family SNF1-like kinase 1. The coding region runs from base 276 to 2369 and encodes 697 amino acids. Gene Ontology annotation, biological process: microtubule cytoskeleton organization; protein phosphorylation; intracellular signal transduction. Gene Ontology annotation, molecular function: tau-protein kinase activity; ATP binding; protein serine/threonine kinase activity. Lineage: Eukaryota; Metazoa; Chordata; Actinopteri; Istiophoriformes; Xiphiidae. The record is from RefSeq and is a predicted model, not a curated record. The transcript is spliced from 7 exons. Gene Ontology annotation, cellular component: cytoplasm.